Chaetomium fimeti is the source of this 3619-nucleotide messenger RNA. RefSeq names its product mediator complex, subunit Med5. Gene Ontology annotation, molecular function: transcription coregulator activity. Lineage: Eukaryota; Fungi; Ascomycota; Sordariomycetes; Sordariales; Chaetomiaceae. The coding region runs from base 305 to 3619 and encodes 1104 amino acids. Gene Ontology annotation, biological process: regulation of transcription by RNA polymerase II. The transcript is spliced from 5 exons. Gene Ontology annotation, cellular component: mediator complex. The record is from RefSeq and is a predicted model, not a curated record.
CUUUAUCAUGUGGCGGGCGCUUUGUUGCAGUUAUUAAGCCCGGGGUGGUCAGUUACGGAGAAACGUAUGCGCUGUAAAUUACCUACAGAGCUCUGGCUUCCAGCGCCCCACUCUUUGCUGCGACCUGCUCACUCGGACCCUUCUUCCCCGGCGCGUUACUUCGUGCAUGAUCCCGUCAUCAUCAACCUCUACUCUUCCCACUCCACACACCACCACGAACAUGUAACGAACAUUUUUACGAAUUGGUUGGAUACAAUUUACGCCCUACACACCAGUGAUAGCAAGCGACGUCAAUGCCCCAACCAUGGACGCAGGCACCAAGAAAGCAAGCCUGUCGGCCUCCGUAGCGGCGUGGUCGCUAUUCCUCCAACGCGCCCGCAACCAGCGUCUCGACCCGGCCCGAUUCGCCGACUUCCUCCCCAUUCAUUUCAAGGAUAAAUACCCUCUGCCGCCCGUCAUAAUCGCCGACGAGCUGCUGCGCCCGACCGAACGCCAACGCUACAGCCUCGACCCCCGCGUGCACCUCUAUCUCGACGCCCUGCUGAAGCAACACCGCGUCGAUCCCGCCUCCGUCCUGCGCGCCCUGUUCAAGUACUCGUCCGCGCAUCUGAAGGUGCGAUCACAGGAUGCCGAUGCGCCAACCGGGGAUGGCGUCGAGGGGGGGCAAAGGGGAGAGGGAGCAUCACAGCUUGUCAGGUGGCAGAAUUCGUACGAUGACGAAGAGAGGAUAUUCUGGCGACUUGCGCAGGCGAUACAUCACAAGUCUGGAAUUAGGACGGCCCGGAAUGCGGUGCAGGUGGCCAAGAUGCUGGCCAAAUGGGCGCGCCUGUUCGCCGCGGCGGCGGCGGUCUUCUCCAGGGAGGCGUUUGGCUCAAUACACGGCUUGCAGGCGAGAGACGAGAUGGGAGACGCGAGGACUGCGUUCGUUCUGUUGCUCAUUGCCUUCAGUGAGAACUCGCUGGCUCGAAUGACGUUGAGCAGGCGGCUCUGCAAAGGUAGGCGCGCGGCCCAGCAAUUGCGGGUAAGGUUAAGGUUUAGAGUUGGGGCUGACGGCGGCGUAGACGUUUGCAAGCAGCUUUCUGAUGCCCUGCAAACCUUCAUUCCCUGCGUGAUGCAAGUGCUGCCCGAGAUGGCAGGCCGACUGGAGCAGUUUCGUACCGAAACGCUCGGCAAAUAUCUCCCCGCGGAGAAGAAAGACGUGGAAGUAAACAGUUACAUGGACAAUCUCAUCGACAUGGACAACUUCCAGAUACCCGAGAUGCCGGUCGUUAAUUCUCGAGCCGGUCUCUACAUCUACCUCAGCGCUGCGCUCGUGGGCCGGCCCAUGGUUGACGAUAGCGCGUUAUUUACAUACUUACAAAACAGAUACCAGGGAGACAUACAAUCUACAGCAGUACAGCUUAUCCUAGCAUCCUUCGACCUCCUCGCAAACGCCGUCUUUCGCAAUGAGGGGCCUAAGACUGGCCACUUACUAAAGUCUUUCGUGGUCAACAAAGUACCCUUAAUACUCGUCUCGCUGACGAACUCCCCGACCAUGUAUCCUUUCGACGCGGAGAUGUGCAUCAAGGAAGCGCUGGGGCAGGUGGACACUAACGUCUUCCCCACGCUGUCCGGCAUGUUCGAAAUGUCCAACACAAGCUCCUCCUUUCACGACUCUGUUCGCCAAGAUUUCUGUUUCUCUUGCCAGCUACACGGCUUGCUUUCCCAGACGGCAAUCGAGAACCUGCUCGGCGACAUUACGUAUCAGUCUCUGCCGGACGAGGGCCGUUACGUGAAAGAUAAUUUGGUCCAGGCAUGUCUCUUGGAUAUGGACAGGACGCAGAAGCUAAUUGGAGAGCUGGACAACAUGAACGGGAACGUGGGUGCUGCUGCCCAAGCCAUCAUUGAGGUUAUCGGCAGCCUCUGCCGGGAUAAGGCAACCCUGCCUCUCAAGCAGCUUUGCAGUCAACUCGCGGCCAAACCUCUGGCACUAGAUGUCCUGCUCCUCUUCGACAAGCCACAAAAGAUCCUGCAUCCGCUGUGUGACCUGCUCGACAAUUGGGGCGGGUACGACGAGGAGCAGGGCGAGUACCACCCAGUGUACGAAGAAUUCGGGUCCAUCCUGAUCCUUCUAUUGGCGUUUGUCUACCGGUAUAAUUUGUCACCCGCGGACUUGGGCAUCCGCUCGCCGGACUCCUUCGUGGGGCGAUUACUGGGCGGCGGCAACCAUUAUCGGCCACUGGAGGAUCUGAAUGAGCAGGAGAAGGCACACUUGAACGGCUGGAUCCAUGGCCUUUUCGAUACUGAUACUGGCGGCCUCGGGGACGAUCUCAUGGCUUUGUGUUUGCCGCAGGACUUCUACCUGCUUAUGCCUACGCUGUUCCACCAGAUCGUCGUUGCGCUGAGCGCAGGGUACCUCACGGACGAGGUACUGAAGGGCGGUCUUGAGUACCUGGUCGGCGUCCUCCUGUUGCCGUCUCUGGUCCCCGCGAUACUGUACCUUUCCAAUCAGCUGUGGGUGACCAACCCGCAUAUGCAGCCCGCCAUCAUCAAGAUACUCCAGGUCAUUAUUCGGCCAAGCUCCAUCUCCAGCGAGGCAGCUACCAUGCUCUCGUCUGUUCUCAACAUCGUGGCCAAACCGCUAGAAUACGCACUGCGCUCCUACCAACGGCAAGACCCCAAGUGUCAGGAGGUCGAGCCUCUCCUCCGCGCCAUCAAGGAGAACCUCGCCCUCUCCCGCCGAACGGGCGGCGCGGGCCACACCGAGCUCGAGUCCUGGUGCACCACGCACGCCAACAACGGCGCGAACGGCGCCGCCACCCCGCACAGCGGCCUCUCCGCCGCCGUCCGGCACACCGCCCAGAACCUCGUCCAAUGGGCCCAAAACCCACCCCUCAACGGCAUGCCCGCCACCUACACCCACCGCCAGACCCUCGCCGCCGUCAAGAUGCUCGGCGCCAAACGCCUGCUCGCAAUCCUCCUCGACGAGCUCAAAACCGCCACCGACAUCUCCCAAGCCAGCAUCGCCUACGACGUCGCCACGGCCCUGAUCUGCGCCCCGGACGUCACCAACGACCCCUCCCUGGCCCCCUCCACCCCCUCACCCACCACCACAACCAACCCCCCCGCCGCCGGGGGGCCCGACGACGGCGGCAACGACCCCACCCGACCCCAGCGCCGCAUCUCCCUGCGCGACGCCCUCAAGGCCGAGGCCGACGACUGGAAGCGCACGCGCAAGGCCGACGCCGCCGUCGCAGAGGUCGUCGUGCGCCUCUACCGCCGCGUCGAGGCGCAGAUGGCGCCCGCGCCGCCGUCGGAUGCGGAGGCGGCAGCUGCGGCGGCGGCGGCGGCGGCUGCUGCUGCCGCGAUGCUGCAGCCGGAGUUGGGUGAUGUGGGUGGCGUGCUGGGGGACGCGAUCGCUGCGGCGGCGGCGGUGGCUGGGGAUCAUCAUCAUGGGCUGCAUGGGCAUGAGGGGAUGGUGAUGGAUGGCGGGGGGUUGGAUGCGGGGGAUUUGGGCGGGCUUGGGGGUGGGGAGAUGGUGCCCGGGUCGGAGAUGAGUGCGGAUGGGCUGUUUGGGGGGCUGAGUACGGGGAGUGAGUUUGGGGCGGACUUUUCGUCGUGGGAUAUGGAUUUGUCUUAG